Messenger RNA from Epinephelus lanceolatus (giant grouper), 1857 nucleotides. Its product is annotated as zona pellucida sperm-binding protein 4-like. NCBI's taxonomy places the organism in Eukaryota, Metazoa, Chordata, Actinopteri, Perciformes, Serranidae. Gene Ontology annotation, molecular function: structural constituent of egg coat; acrosin binding. Gene Ontology annotation, biological process: binding of sperm to zona pellucida; prevention of polyspermy. The record is from RefSeq and is a predicted model, not a curated record. Gene Ontology annotation, cellular component: egg coat.
UGUUUGAGUUGCCUUUCCUCUCAAGAGAGUCCUGACAAUUAGGCCAAAUGAGAGGCAGCUGCUCCACCUGUCUGAAGAUGAAGGCCCACAGCACGGACUCCAUUUUGGUGACAUUCGUUUCAUUAUCAGUGCUUCUGUUGAAACAUGAAGCGCAUGCUGCUUUAAAACAAUUCCAAGCAACACUUUAUAACACCAUGAAAAAUGACACAUCAAUUUGCCAUGAUGGCUUCAUGUCUGUUUACAUAUCAAAGGUGCACUUUGCUGGUCUUCCUUUCACCAUCUAUGUUCAAGAUGAACACAGCAGAUAUUACCAAGCCAUCACUAUAGCAAAACAGUGCCACUACUUCCUUGGAGAAACAGACAGCUUUAUGGUCUUAACAGUUGCUUUCCAUGGAUGUUUUGUGAAAAGACAAAAAUCGAUGACAAAGCUGAAUGUCGUCAUCAUGGCGCUUGCAGACAGUGGCAGAGUCGAAAUUGUCAAGUCGAUACCUCUGAUCUGUGAAAGGAAAAUUAAAGAGGUGAUCAAACAUGAAAAUCCACUGGUAUCAAGAGAUGUUUUCUGCAACAAGGAAGGGUUCAACAUCACCAUCGCUCAGAAUGCCACAGUCCCACCUCUGAACCUGGAUGCAGUCUGGAUCCCUUCCAGCCAAAGCCACACUUGUAAACCCCAAAAAAGAUCAAAGGAUGCUGUCACUUUCAGCUUUCCUUUCACUGACUGCGGCACCCAAUCUGUGAUUGCAGAUGGGGUUAUAACCUACUGGGUCAAUAUUGAAGUGAAACAACAUGCACAGAAAGGCUCUAUAUUUCGAGAAGCUCCUUUCCAUCGUACUGUGCAUUGUAGCUUUGCACUGGCCCAAGCGACUCAGCUGGGCGUCAAGGUUCAGGGAGAAAAACCUGAGUAUGUGUCAACACUGAAGAGUGAGGGAAUACUGAGGACUGAAAUGAGGUUUGCUAAAGAUUCCAGUUACAAGUCUUUCUAUUCCUCUCGAGACCCUCCAACAGUAACCGAGCUUGGCCAGCCCGUGUAUGUGGAGGUCUUUGUCCUCAAACAUGAGGACAAGGAUUUAGUGCUGCUGCUAGAGGACUGCUGGGCGACGCCAACUAAAAACCCACAUGACCCACAGAGAUGGAACCUGCUUGUUAAAGGAUGUCCUUUCAGUGGUGAUAGCCACAGAACUGUUGUGUUGCCAGUUGUUUACAGUAAGGAGCUGAAAAAUCCCUCUCUUCAUAAAUGGUUUGUGGUUAAGCUGUUCUCAUUUGUGAAGCCCCCGACAUUUGAAAGCCUGGUAUAUUUCCACUGUGAUAUAGAGAUCUGUAAAGGACAACAUUGCUUACAGACCUGCAGCAGUGGAAAGCGUAAAUUAAGAAGAAUCACACCAGGGCCAAGACAGAGGAUUCUUCAUAGUGUUGUCUCAGGUGGACCUCUUCUUUAUCUGCUGUAGCCAAAUAACCAGAGGAGGGAUGCCAUUUCAAGUCAUAUUUGGAAGCACAAAUCAGUCAAGAACUGUGUGUGAUUUUUACUGAAAAUAAACACAUAAUAUACUAUAAUGGCCUUAAGUAGGCAGAUGUCUUUUGGUAGCGGGGAAGGCUUUUAUUAUAUAACAUAAAUGUUGUUGUAGUAGUGGUAAUAAAUAUCCUUCCUUUUUUCAUCGCUGUAAUGGCUCUUGUUUAUUGUGGGUGGUUGUGAAAAAUUGUGUGUACUUACGUUGGUGGGCUCGAAGUGAAGACCUCAGAGGACACAGGCUGUAAUCAAUUUGCUGCACUUUGGGAAAAUUGCACAUCCACAAAUAUUAAAUGCAUAAAUAAUAAUAAAAUAAUUAAAUUACUUGUUCUGGGCAUAUGAACAGUUUCACUUAA